This is a messenger RNA of Rhizopus microsporus ATCC 52813, 1149 nucleotides long. RefSeq names its product kinase-like protein. The record is from RefSeq and is a predicted model, not a curated record. The transcript has 11 exons. NCBI's taxonomy places the organism in Eukaryota, Fungi, Mucoromycota, Mucoromycetes, Mucorales, Rhizopodaceae. Gene Ontology annotation, cellular component: nucleus; cytoplasm. Gene Ontology annotation, molecular function: ATP binding; MAP kinase activity. Gene Ontology annotation, biological process: intracellular signal transduction; protein phosphorylation. The coding region runs from base 1 to 1149 and encodes 382 amino acids.
AUGACAAAUUACCAAGCUUUUCCUGUACUGAAUCAGCAGUUUAUUGUUGAUAAAAAAUAUCAGUUCAUUCGUGAAAUGGGUCAAGGUGCUUAUGGUGUCGUUUGUGCUGCCAAAGACACUUCUACAGGUGAACAAGUAGCUAUUAAAAAGGUCUGUCGUAUCUUUGAAAAGACUAUUCUCGCCAAGAGAGCUUUACGUGAAGUCAAGCUAUUAAAGUUCUUUAAUGGACAUGAAAAUAUCACUUCUGUACUUGAUAUGGACAUUGUUAACUUGCAAGACUUUAAUGAAAUUUAUCUUGUACAAGAAUUAAUGGAAGCAGAUCUUCAUCAAAUCAUUCGAUCAGGUCAACCUUUAACAGAUGCUCACUUUCAAUAUUUUGUAUAUCAAAUCUGUAGAGGAUUAAAGUAUAUUCACAGUGCAAAUGUAAGUAGUAAUAAUAGCAAUUUACUUGUUAACGCUGACUGUGAGUUAAAGAUUUGUGAUUUUGGUUUGGCCCGUGGUUAUUCUGACAACCCGGAUUACAAUGCCGGUUUUAUGACGGAAUAUGUUGCCACACGAUGGUACAGAGCUCCCGAAAUUAUGCUUAGCUUUCAAAGCUAUACCAAAGCAAUUGACAUGUGGUCUGUUGGUUGUAUCUUUGCUGAAAUGUUGGGUGGAAGGCCUCUUUUCAAAGGAAGAGAUUACGUUGACCAAUUAAAUCAAAUCCUCGGUAUAUUGGGUACACCAGAUGAAGAGACAUUACGUAGAGUAGGCAGUGAACGAGCUCAAGUAUAUAUCAGAAGCUUACCUAGAAUGCCCCGAAUUCCAUUUGAAAACUUAUAUCCAAGAGCCAACCCCUUAGCUAUUGAUCUAUUGAACAAGUUAUUAGAAUUUGAUCCAUCUAAGCGUAUCACUGUAGAAGAAGCUCUUGCUCAUCCAUACCUUAGCGCCUAUCAUGAUGAAGACGACGAGCCUGUACAUACGCAGACUUUUGACUUUUCUUUUGAAGUUGUAGACUCUAUUGAAGAAAUGAGUCGCAUGAUUGCACAAGAAGUCAUGACAUAUAAAGCAUCCAAACAGCAAUCACUUCAGCCCACUGCCAACACAGGUGCAAACUUGCGAAGAAGAGAAAGGUUAGUUUAUAUAGAUGAAAAAGGGAAUAUUUAUUGA